UGGCCACACAACUCGUUGCCUCUUUCAAGUACAUAUCGGUUACAGUCUUAAACAUUUUGGAGAUGAGACGUCGAUGGAUAAAAACAAUGAAGUCGAAGUUGUCGUAAUUCGCAGGUCGGAACUAUAUAUCUGCCAAGAUUAGUAUCGAAGCCGUUGCUUUCCCAUCGGACGGUGAGAUACUGACAGAACCAGCCACAGGGCGAUGCUUCAGCCUAGAAAUCUGGAGAAUAGCCGGCACAUGUAGAAAGAGGGUUACGGGAGUCGUACGCUGAACGAACUGGUGGGAUCCAGGGGAGGGAUCCCGAGGCAUUUAGAGGAAUGUUGCCUUUGCUGGGAUUGUCCGGAGCUGCUUUAGCGUGCACUCGUUUGUUUCGUGGCUACGUCUCGCUCUCAAUUCGGAGGUCGAACUUGACAUUAGAAAUCGUGGCGUCGGCCCGGCGCUUAACGACAUUGCAGGGUAAGAUGACUGCAGCAAAAUGUGACUGGAAGCCAAACUUUGUUCCUGUGGCGGACACUAUCGCUUUUACAGACGAUCCAAAAUGCCUUCUCCGAAUAGUUUCUUAUAAUAUUCUUGCUCAGGCAUAUGUGAAGAGCGCAAACUUUCCUCACUCACCUCGCUCUUGCCUCAGAUGGAAGAAUCGAUCGGAAGCUGUGGUGUCUCGACUCUUAGCGCUUGAUGCCGAUCUUUUGUGCCUCCAGGAACUGGAUGAGUAUCAUACAUUUUACAAGGAAAUACUAGAUAAGGCAGGAUAUGGAAGUGUUUACGUCCAGCGUGGGAACAAGAAGAAAGAUGGAUGUGGGAUUUUCUUCAAGAGGACGAGGGUCUCGCUGCUCUCAGAGGAAAUCAUCGACUAUAAUGUUCUUGUUCCCCCACUUCCCCCUGGAGAAAAAGAAGUCAGCGACGAUGAAGUUGAAGACGGUAGUGGUGAUGAAGCUGCUCAGAAGAUAGGAGACCUGAAUGAUGUCCGAGUGAGGUUGAAGCGCGAUUGCGUUGGCAUCCUCGCCGCAUUUAAGCCCUUGGAAGCACCGGAUCACGUUUUUGUCUUGGCUAACACCCAUAUAUUUUGGGAUCCAGUCUUGAUGGAUGUGAAGCUCGCACAAGUACAUCAUCUCGCGGAUUCCCUCGUAACCUUCAAAAGUUCAAUUGCUCAAGAACAAGGAGUAGAUCCUCUCGUGUUUGUCACUGGAGACUUCAACUCACUUCCCGGAGACUCCGUGUACAAGUACCUUACUUCAGGAACGGACUUAUCUGAUCAACCGAAGGCACUAGAGGAGGAUGUAAAAGUAUUGGAAGACAAGCUAGUCAAGCUUGACGUCCAAUCAAAGGAAGAAAACACAGGCGAAGUGAAAGAAUGGGUCGUGAAAAUAGAUCAGUCAUCGAAAUUUCCUUUACCAACCGUAAGUUUGUAUGCUUACGCCGAUGAGGAACCGCCAUUCACAAAUUAUACCGUAACUUUUGUAGGCACUCUUGAUUAUAUAUUGUUCGUUCCAUCUGAGCGCUUAAAACCCAGAACCCUUCUGGCCCUUCCCAAGCCAGGAGCACUUGAAGUUCUCGGUGGGCUCCCCAAUCACAACCAUCCUAGCGACCACUUACCUAUCGGUUGUGACUUCGGGUUGUAUUAGUCUUGACUUCGUCUUAGACAGACGAUUCAUCCCUUGGCGGCCGCUUGGAAUCAGAGAAUUCUCACAAAUAGGAGAUGCAAUUACAUUGCAUUGAUCAAUUCUUCCAAUUAUUUUUUCGCUACGUGUUCGUCUGUUCUUGUCACCUCGCAAAAGCUGCAGUAGUAAGUGUCAAAAUUA
Messenger RNA from Marchantia polymorpha subsp. ruderalis, 1800 nucleotides. NCBI's taxonomy places the organism in Eukaryota, Viridiplantae, Streptophyta, Marchantiopsida, Marchantiales, Marchantiaceae. The record is from the annotation of a GenBank genome assembly.